AGAAAGGAAGCAAAAACCCUUUGGCCAAAUAUCAGCGGCAGCCUCCGCAGUAGGGUUUUUACUCUUCACUUCUUUCUCUUCAAUUUCGAUAGCAACAACUCCAACUCACGCGAGUUAACCAUGGCGCAAUCCCUAGAAUUGUUGUUGAUUCAAUUCCUAAUGCCAGACAACGAUGCAAGGAGGCAGGCGGAGGAUCAAAUUAAGAGGUUUGCGAAGGAUCCGCAAGUCGUCCCGGCUCUCGUUCAGCACCUUCGCACUGCAAAGACUCCCAACGUCCGUCAGCUCGCCGCGGUACUCUUAAGGAAGAAGAUCACUGGACACUGGGCUAAGCUUGCUCCUCAGGUUAAGCAACUUGUCAAGCAGUCCCUUAUCGAAAGUAUCACAAUGGAGCAUAGUCCACCUGUGAGGCGAGCCAGCGCGAAUGUCGUUAGUAUUGUUGCGAAAUAUGCAGUUCCAGCUGGAGAGUGGCCUGAUCUGCUGCCAUUUUUGUUCCAGUGUAGUCAGAGUCAGCAAGAAGAUCAUCGGGAAGUGGCAUUGAUCCUUUUCAGUUCGUUGACUGAAACAAUUGGGAGCACUUUUAGACCUCAUUUUGCAGAGCUGCAAGCACUUUUGCUCAAGUGCCUGCAGGAUGAGACGAGCAAUCUUGUCAGAGUUGCUGCUCUAAAGGCAGUGGGGUCAUUUCUCGAAUUCACAAAUGAUGGGGCUGAAGUGUCUGCUAUUCAAAUAAUUUCAUGGCUGGCUAAGUUCAAAGCUAAUUCUCUAAAAAAGCAGAAACUUGUUACAUCUAUUCUGCAAGUAAUGUGCCCUUUGCUAGCAGAAUCAUCCAAUGAUGAAGAAGAUGAUGAUCUUGCUCCUGAUCGAGCUGCUGCAGAAGUUAUUGACACAAUGGCCUUGAAUCUCUCUAAACAUGUCUUCCCUCUUGUGUUUGAGUUUGCUUCUGUAAGCAUCCAGAAUGCAAACCCAAAAUUUAGGGAGGCUUCUGUCACAGCUUUUGGUGUUGUUUCAGAGGGUUGUGCAGAGCAGAUGAAGGAUAAGUUGGAGCCUGUUCUUCAGAUUGUUUUAGGGGCAUUGAGGGAUCCUGAGCAAAUGGUUAGAGGGGCUGCUUCUUUUGCAUUGGGCCAAUUUGCGGAACAUUUGCAGCCAGAAAUUAUAUCUCAUUAUGCCAGCGUUCUUCCCUGCAUUCUCAAUGCUUUGGAGGAUGUCUCUGAUGAAGUGAAGGAAAAGUCAUAUUAUGCUUUGGCAGCUUUUUGUGAAGAUAUGGGCAUGGAAAUCCUACCUUUUCUUGAUCCUUUAAUGGGAAAGCUAAUGGCUGCCCUCCAAAAUAGUUCACGAAAUUUGCAAGAAACAUGCAUGUCUGCAAUUGGUUCCGUUGCAGCUGCUGCAGAGCAAGCUUUCAUUCCAUAUGCUGAAAAGGUUCUGGAGCUGAUGAAAGUAUUCAUGGUUCUUACCAAUGAUGAGGACUUGCGUGCCAGAGCAAGAGCUACUGAGCUUGUCGGAAUUAUUGCAAUGUCAGUUGGAAGAACAAGGAUAGAGCCAAUAUUACCUGCUUUUGUAGAAGCUGCUAUAUCUGGAUUUGGAUUAGAAUUCAGUGAACUGCGUGAGUACACUCAUGGGUUCUUCAGCAAUGUUGCUGAAAUUAUGGAUGAUGGCUUUGUAAAGUAUCUUCCUCAUGUGGUUCCCCUGGCAUUUUCAUCCUGCAAUCUUGAUGAUGGGUCUGCAGUAGACAUUGAUGAAUCUGAUGAUGAGAAUAUUAAUGGUUUUCGUGAUGUCUCAUCGGAUGAUGAAGCUCAUGAUGAACCAAGGGUUAGAAAUAUCAGUAUACGAACAGGUGUAUUGGAUGAAAAGGCAGCUGCAACUCAAGCUCUUGGCUUAUUUGCCCAGCAUACAAAAAGCUCUUUUGCUCCCUAUUUGGAGGAAACAUUGAAGAUUUUGGAGAGACAUUCUGGGUAUUUUCAUGAAGAUGUGAGGCUUCAAGCAAUUAUUGCUUUGAAACAUAUUUUGACAGCAGCACAUGCAAUCUUUCAGUGCCAUAAUGAUGGGUCUACGAAGGCAAGAGAAGUGCUUGAUAUGGUGAUGAAUAUCUAUAUCAAGACUAUGACUGAAGAUGAUGACAAGGAAGUUGUUGCAAAUGCGUGUAUGAGCAUAGCUGAUAUAAUCAAGGAUUAUGGUUAUAUGGCUCUAGAGCCUUAUAUGUCUCGGCUUGUGGAUGCAACUUUGACGUUGCUUCGAGAGGAAUCAGCUUGUCAGCAAUUAGAGAAUGGGAGUGAUGUAGAUGAUGAGGAUGAUACUGAACAUGAUGAAAUCCUUAUGGAUGCAGUUUCUGAUCUUUUACCUGCAUUUGCUAAGUCAAUGGGUUGUCACUUUGCUCCUAUAUUUGCAAGACUAUUUGAACCUCUGAUGAAAUUUGCAAAAGUUUCACGGCCUCCUCAAGAUCGAACCAUGGUGGUUGCUUGUCUUGCUGAAGUUGCUCAGGACAUGGGUGAUCCAAUUGCAGGCUAUGUUGAUAGAUUGAUGCCGUUGGUGCUUAAAGAGUUGGCAUCAUCAUCAGCAACAAAUAGAAGGAAUGCUGCAUUUUGUGCUGGAGAGCUGGCCAAAAAUGGAGGGGAGUCAGCUUUGAAAUAUUACAAUGAUAUACUGCGUGGGCUUUACCCAUUAUUUGGGGAAUCCGAGCCAGAUGAUGCUGUCAGGGAUAAUGCAGCUGGUGCUGUUGCAAGGAUGAUAAUGGUGCAUCCACAAUCCAUCCCUUUGAACCAGGUUCUUCCUGUUUUUCUGAGAGUUCUUCCACUAAAAGAAGAUCAUGAGGAGUCCAUGGCUGUGUAUAAUUGUGUUUCCAUGCUUGUUUUGUCAUCUAACCCCCAGGUAUUUGUCUUUACUUCCGAGUUGGUAAAUAUUUUUGCUCAAGUUCUGGUGUCUCCAUCUGAAACUUCUGAAGUUAAAACUCAAGUUGGAGGGGCAUUUUCUCACCUACUUUCGCUUUACGGACAAGAGAUGCAACCCUUACUAAGCAACCUUCCACCCGCACAUGCUAAUGCCCUUGCUGCAUUUGUCCCGAACAGCUGAUAUCUGAUUCCUUGAGCCUGAAAUGUUUGUUUAUCAAAGAAAAUGGUAAAUCCCUAUUUUUUUGGCUGAGAGGUAUUUGUUCAUGCCGGUUCGAUUUCAGCACCGGUUUCAUUUUCCGGGUUGAAGUUGCUGCUUUUUUUUUCUUCUUUGAUGUGUGUUU
Hibiscus syriacus is the source of this 3220-nucleotide messenger RNA. Its product is annotated as importin-4-like. The coding region runs from base 121 to 3060 and encodes 979 amino acids. The record is from RefSeq and is a predicted model, not a curated record. Gene Ontology annotation, cellular component: nucleus; cytoplasm. Gene Ontology annotation, biological process: protein import into nucleus. NCBI's taxonomy places the organism in Eukaryota, Viridiplantae, Streptophyta, Magnoliopsida, Malvales, Malvaceae. Gene Ontology annotation, molecular function: small GTPase binding; nuclear import signal receptor activity. The transcript has 21 exons.